Hyla sarda is the source of this 2097-nucleotide messenger RNA. RefSeq names its product aurora kinase A and ninein interacting protein (gene AUNIP). The transcript is spliced from 4 exons. The coding region runs from base 178 to 1089 and encodes 303 amino acids. Lineage: Eukaryota; Metazoa; Chordata; Amphibia; Anura; Hylidae. Gene Ontology annotation, cellular component: spindle pole; centrosome. Gene Ontology annotation, biological process: spindle organization. The record is from RefSeq and is a predicted model, not a curated record.
AAACUUAUCAGGCAGCUCCGCGGCCACCUACAGCUGUAUAGAGCAGGCUGUGUGCAGGACACCUCACUGCUAAGACCCGGCGCGGGAAAUUGGAAAAGUCAGCGGCCGCAACACCCAGCCGGUGUACAGCCGGACAGCGACACAGUCUCGUAUCCCUCCGCCGCACUGUGUCCCGGGAUGGGGAGCAAGAAACGCGCCCGGACGCUUCCGCAGCCAGAAGAGUGCGGGGUUUGGUUAGACGCGUCCCAGCUGAAGAAGAAAUGCCAUCAGACUGUGAUUCCCUGCACAUCCUCAAGAUUUAAUCCACUAUCUAGAAGACAGUCUAUCAGUUCUGUGCUGAUUGAGUUCACGCAAACAAAGUCACCUCAGCUUUGUACCAAGCAGACUUCAAUGUAUUCCUUCUUCUCCCCAGCAGGCAAUAGGGAAAAACAGCCUUGUGUUGCUGCUAUUAAUACGUUGUCGGAAGAAACUUCUCCUGAGUGUGAGGGAAUAAAGGCGCAAGAGACACCGAAUGUGAUGACUCCUUCUCGCAUUGAAGCUUCUAUGUGUUGGAAGCCAACUUAUAGCGAUUCUGAACAUGCUGAAAACAAAAAGAGCGUCUUUUUACAUGAAAAACACAGAAAAACGGAGAAGCCAGUGAGUUCAGGACAGAAUGAAAAUGAUGCCUGGAGCUGUGUGCUGGAUAAAAACGAGAAUCCUGUUAGUUCCUCAAUCUUAAGGUCCCAAGACAAAUCUCUAAAUCCUCCUUCAAACUACCGGGCCACUGCUUAUGAUUCCAAGUACAGAAAUAACUUGUCUGACGCUUCAGUUUCUGAAUGUCCUCAGGAGGAUUAUAAUAAGGAACACUGUUUUCCUCCAAGUCAGUUUGAAAGUCAGCUUUUCACCCAAGAUACACAAGGGAACCGAGUAAUCUGUCACCGGUUUACAAGUGAACGCCGCAUGAAUGCUGCACCACUUCAGGACAAAACUAAUGCCUAUUGGGACACAAGAAGUCCGAUGAAAGGAACUCUACAGACCUUGCAUGAUGAGGAUACCCUCCACAAAAUGUUCACACAAGAUUCUGAAGGAAAUAUGGUUAUAAAACAUUAACCAGACAAUGAUAACUUUGCAGCUCUGUGUUGGUAACACAAGAAUAUUGAAUUGGAGACUAUUUUAUGUACAUGAACUACAGAGUUUUCUAUAUAAACUAUAUAUAUAUUAUUUGUAUCUGUCUCUUCCUGAGUGGUGCUACCUCUGUGAUGCCGAGGGCACGGUUAGUUAUUAGCUGCCUGCCUUAUUCUGCUCUGGUCAGGCCUAACUAGAAGAUGCCAGAUCACCAAGGGACUUAGGACAGGGGAGCCAUGUCAAGGGAAUAGUCGUGUUUCCCCACCUGUAGCUCUCCAGUUGUUGCAGAACUACAGCUCCCAUCAUGAUGAGUUGUAGUUUGCAACAGCUGGAGAGUUACAGGAAAUUAUUUAAGUGCCAACUUCCUAUGAGGGCCAUAACGGCACAGUACAUGGGGGGUGUCGUAAUGCUACAGUUCAAUGGGAAAGGGGGUCAUAGUGGCAUCAUUCAUUGAGGAGGCACGCACACACAUUUAUUGUUUUAAGUAAGGAACACUGGUAUAUCUUGGUUCAGGGCAGAGUGGUUGGUGAUAUUUGCAGGCACGGUGUGUGGCAGUGUUCUGGUCAUACGAGGAACAGUUGAGUUACAAUACCCCACACUUAUCACUCGUUUUGCCCUGUGACUUAUUAUUAGGAUACUGAUAAUGUUCUACCCUUGUUGUAACUAACCUUUACCUCUUUAAUAAUAAUAAAUACAAUCAAUAGCGUGUUCUCUGUGCUGCAGUGUCUGAGAAAUGUCAUCCCCCUUCUUCAAAUAAAAUAGUCUUUUGUAUUUAUGUUGGUAGUUAUAGCAAUGAAGUGUACUACAUAUACCAGGAGAAUACCUUUUUACAUGUCUCAAUGAUUAUUACAGUUCAUUGUUAUUAUAGCCUUUGGCUGUCUAGGCAUGCUGGGAGUUGUAGUUUUCUGACAGCUUGAGGCACACUAGUUGGGAAACACUGAUUCAUACACUUGCAAUAUAGUUGCUGCUGUAAAAACACCAAAUAAAGUUAUA